This is a messenger RNA of Diatraea saccharalis (sugarcane borer), 1833 nucleotides long. NCBI's taxonomy places the organism in Eukaryota, Metazoa, Arthropoda, Insecta, Lepidoptera, Crambidae. The record is from the annotation of a GenBank genome assembly.
ACUGUCAAAGCGUGUCUGUAAUUUACGUGCUUAAUAUUUAUUUUUGUAAGUGAAAAGUAUCGAAAAAUGGGCAAGAAAAAGCCUCUAUCAAACCUCUCUAAAGAGGAGAAAAUGGUUAUUGUCAUAUCGGAGAUUAUACAAGAAUUAUUAGUAGCGCAUCGUCAAGGGAAAGAUGUUAACCUCAACAAAAUGAAAACGAGGAUAUCGUCAAAGUACGGACUAGGAACUUCUCCCCGGCUCGUGGACAUCAUUGCCGCUGUUCCUGCUGAUGCUAAAAGCAUCUUGCUACCUAAGUUAAAGGCAAAGCCCAUAAGGACUGCCUCGGGUAUUGCAGUGGUCGCGGUUAUGUGUAAACCACAUCGUUGCCCCCAUAUAAACUUCACUGGUAAUAUAUGCGUCUACUGCCCCGGAGGUCCCGAUUCUGACUUUGAGUAUUCCACUCAGAGUUAUACUGGUUACGAGCCGACUUCUAUGCGAGCUAUUAGGGCUAGGUACAAUCCUUACCUCCAAACGCGCCAUAGAGUCGAACAGUUAAAACAGUUGGGUCACAGUGUGGAUAAAGUGGAAUUUAUAGUUAUGGGUGGCACUUUUAUGAGUUUACCUGAAGAUUAUAGGGAUUAUUUUAUUAGGAAUCUCCAUGAUGCUUUAUCUGGUCAUACAUCAAGUUGUGUGGCAGAAGCUGUGAAAUAUUCAGAGAAGGCAAAGACUAAAUGCAUUGGCAUCACAAUAGAAACAAGACCUGACUACUGUCUACAGAGGCACAUGAGUGACAUGCUUAAUUAUGGAUGUACUAGACUUGAAAUUGGUGUGCAAUCAGUGUAUGAGGAUAUUGCCCGUGACACAAAUAGAGGGCACACCGUUAAAGCAGUCUGUGAAAACUUUAAUCUAGCAAAAGAUGCUGGUUAUAAGAUUGUUGCUCACAUGAUGCCUGAUCUACCAAAUGUGGAUUUUGAAAGAGAUGUGGAACAAUUUAUAGAAUUCUUUGAAAACCCAGCAUUUAGAGCUGAUGGUCUCAAAAUAUAUCCUACUUUGGUGAUCAGAGGGACUGGUCUUUAUGAAUUGUGGAAGACUGGCAGAUACAGAAGCUAUCCACCAUCAACAUUGAUUGAUUUGAUUGCAAAGAUAUUGGCUCUUGUACCGCCUUGGACUAGGGUAUACAGAGUUCAGCGUGAUAUACCGAUGCCUCUCGUGUCCUCUGGUGUAGAACAUGGUAACUUAAGAGAGUUGGCACUUGCUCGAAUGGCUGACCUCGGCACUGAUUGCCGUGAUGUCAGGACUAGGGAGGUUGGCAUACAAGAGAUACACAAUAAAGUCAGGCCAUAUGAAGUGGAAUUAAUAAGGCGGGAUUAUACAGCAAACGGUGGCUGGGAAACAUUCUUGGCUUAUGAGGAUCCAGACCAAGACAUUCUUGUGGGAUUGCUGCGCCUCAGGAAGUGUGCCAAGGAUACUUAUAGACCGGAACUGAAACCUGGACCAAACUCUAACUUCAAACAAUGCAGUAUUGUUAGAGAAUUACAUGUGUAUGGAUCUGUAGUGCCUGUAAAUGCUCGAGACCCCACUAAGUUUCAACAUCAAGGUUUCGGUAUGCUUCUAAUGGAGGAAGCUGAGAGAAUAGCGCGCGAAGAGCACGGCUCCGACAAAAUGGCCGUUAUAUCCGGAGUCGGCACUCGCAACUAUUAUGCUAAGAUUGGAUACCAUCUAGAAGGGCCGUAUAUGGUCAAAAUGUUGCAUUAGAAAUAAAGUGAACUUUCAGCUGUUGACUUAAAGUCUAUUGUUGUAAGCACAGAUGUAUGUGAAACUAUUGUAAAUAUAAUGUCAAAUAAAUAUUUGAUU